AUGGCAGAUGAUCAAGACUGUGUUGAGAAGCAGGGAGCUGGGGAUUCAGAAAGCCAGGAUGUAGUUGAUGCUAAGCCAGACCGGUCCUCAUUUAUCCCAACAUUCCUUAGUAAGAAGAAAACUGACUCUGGGAAAUCAAUCAAAGCCACCCGGAACCGAGUGCCUAUGUAUCAGUAUAACAUGGAUUUUGAGAAAGUGGGCAAAUGCAUCAUAAUAAACAACAAGAACUUCAGCAGAUCGACAGGUAUGAGCGUCCGGAACGGAACGGACAAAGAUGCUGAUGCCCUUCGCAAGUGCUUCCAAAACCUGGGUUUCAACGUGACCGUCUAUAAUGACUGCACUUGUGAGAAGAUGAAGAAUCUGCUGAAGCAAGCUUCUGAAGAGGACCACAGUAAUUCAGCCUGCUUUGCCUGUGUCUUAUUAAGCCAUGGAGAAGAAAACUUAAUUUAUGGAACAGACGGCAUGAUAGCAAUAAAGGACUUGACGGGCCAUUUUAGGGGAGAUAGAUGCAAAAGCCUUUUAGAGAAACCCAAACUCUUCUUCAUUCAGGCGUGCCGGGGGACAGAGCUCGAUGACGGGAUCCAGCCUGACUCGGGGCCCGCCGGUGACACCGAUGCCAAUCCCCAGUGUAAGAUCCCGGUGGAGGCCGACUUUCUCUUCGCCUAUUCCACAGUCCCAGGCUAUUAUUCCUGGAGGAGCCCAGGAAGUGGCUCCUGGUUUGUGCAGGCCCUCAGCUCCAUCCUGAACGAGCACGGAAAAAGUCUGGAGAUCCUGCAGAUCCUCACCAGAGUGAACAACAGGGUGGCCACGCAGUUCCAGUCUCAGUCUGAUGACCCGCGCUUCCACGAGAAGAAGCAGAUCCCAUGUGUGGUCUCCAUGCUCACCAAAGAACUCUACUUCGGAAAAUAACCAUUCCAGGGGUGUGCUCUAGCUCAGCAAUGGAUCAUUUAUUUGUUAUGAAUGAGAGUUUCUCUCUCUCUCUCUCUCUUUUUUUUUUUUUUGGAUGCUCUUGAAAUAUCCAGAAGUUCUAAAGGAUUUUAAUGUUAGGAAAAUGUAUUGAUUCAAUGGGAAACAAACUCUCUGGUGCUGUCUUAGGGUCUCUGAAUUUUCAGAGACUUUUUUUUUUUUUAACAAUGGUUUCUACUUGAUGACUUUGUAAUUUUCUAUUAAGAUUAUUUUCUGAUUAUAUUAUUAUUCUUGUUGUCGCACUUAAUACAUACAACAAAAAUGACCUCUGCAGAUGACUCUUGGCUGUGUCCACCGUGGUUGGUAAAUCAUCAGAUUCCUGUUUGUGCCUGGCAAAGAGAGUCGCAAUGCUUGACAAAACACAGCCGAGGGACUGUUCAGUCCCCUGUAUUGCAGAUAGUGGGUAUUGAGUGUGUUUUGAGUGACUUUUCUUCAGUGGUUUGGGGCAGGUUCUCGAGCAGAAAUUCCCCGAUAAGUUAGGAAAAUAAUGUAAUGAUUCUAAUAUGUAUCCGUCCGGAUCCAGUCAGAAAAACAGAAACCGUUCUAGGUGUUUCAGUACAGGGAAUUUAGUAGAGGAAAUUGACUUGCGUAGAUGACAAAAGAGAAGCCAAAUAAAAGGUGGGUUGUGAGGAGGUGUGGUUCCCUGAGUCCAGAAGCUGGGGUCACCCACAGGAGCUGGAACUAUGGUAGGGGCUAUGUGGUGAGCACUACGACCACUGAUGAGUUACAGAAAAUGGAGCCAUGGCAGGGACAAAGCCAGGGCAACACCAGAUGAGUUGGAAAUGGAGAAAUAUCCUGUUAUCACUUCUGCCCUUGUCUUCCUCCAGCACCUUACCUUCCGCCCUACCUGGAAUUCAGCUAAGAAGGGCCCUGGGCAGUGUACGAGCAAAGCAAGAGACAGUGAGGCAGGGAGGAACAAGGAGUGGAUAUAAGCCUGACCAUAAUGUGAAUAGAAGUAGUCAUAAUCCUUGCUGUGCAACGACCCCGCAUUCAAUCAUUUAUUCAUUCAGUCAUCAGAUAAUCUGUGUACGAGUGUUGCCCACGAUGUGCAAAAUAAUCUCUCUUAGUUUUAAGAUAUACCUGGAACUUUUUAAGUUAUUCCAAGCCUUAUCUUGAGUAAAUUUUGUGUUAGUGGUGUUCUCUUUUCAAUUUUUAAUAAAUUACUAUUUUAUUCUCUGAAUAACUGGUUAGCAGACAAAUGUUCAUAUUUAUUGAUUAAAGUGGUUACUUAAUUCCUAA
This is a messenger RNA of Rhinolophus ferrumequinum (greater horseshoe bat), 2205 nucleotides long. RefSeq names its product caspase 7 (gene CASP7). The record is from RefSeq and is a predicted model, not a curated record. The transcript is spliced from 6 exons. Gene Ontology annotation, biological process: proteolysis; apoptotic process. Lineage: Eukaryota; Metazoa; Chordata; Mammalia; Chiroptera; Rhinolophidae. Gene Ontology annotation, cellular component: cytoplasm. The coding region runs from base 1 to 909 and encodes 302 amino acids.